UAGAGUGUUAUGCAGUUAGGCAGUUUGGAAACUGUUUGAGACUUGCUCUUGUUAGUUCAGUUGCAGUUAGUUUUGGAUUAUUAGAAUUAGUUAGAAGCUGUUCUUCUACCUAUAAUCAACACUUGCAUUCACACUUUCUAACUUUCCUUUUCAUUCAAUAAUAUUCAGUUUCACUUUCUCUUUUCUGUUGAGAGUUCAUCUUCUCUCUUAUCUAAGCUUGGUCUCUGUUGACUUAGAACUGAAGUCAACUCCUAAGUGGACUUGCUUGCUUGAUGGCUUCUUCCUCCUCAUCUUAUGGCGCUCCGCAACCAAAGCAUGAUGUUUUUCUCAACUUUAGAGGAGAAGAUACCCGUCGCACUUUCACAAGCCAUCUCUAUGCUGCCUUGCGUCGGAAUCAAAUCCAAACGUUCAUUGACGACGAGAAAAUUAACAGAGGGGAUACACUAUCACCGACUCUUCUUUCAGCUAUUGAAAGCUCAAAGAUUUCCGUGACUAUCUUCUCACAAAACUAUGCUUCUUCUGCGUGGUGUUUGGAUGAACUCGAGAAGAUUAUUGAAUGUAAGGAGAAAAAACAACUCGUUGUGAUACCUGUUUUCUAUCACAUCGAUCCAGCACAUGUGAGACACCAGAGGGGAAGUUAUAAAGAUGCAUUUACCAAACAUGAGGGGAAUUUCAGCGGCAAUCUAAUCAAGGUACAAAAGUGGAGAUCUUCUCUGCGUGAAGCAGCCAACUCAGCAGGAUGGGAUUCCUCAAAUAUUCGACUGGAGUCCGAACUAGUUGAAAAGAUUGUGGAGGAUAUAUUACAGAAAUUGGGUCGUAUGAGCCCGCAUGUUCCAAAGGGGCUUGUUGGAAUUGCACAACACAUUGCAGCUGUGGAAUCAUUGUUGUGCACAGGGUCAACUGAUGUACGUAUUGUUGGAAUUUGGGGCAUGGGUGGUAUAGGUAAGACAACCAUUGCAGAUGCUCUAUGUGCAAAACUCUCUUCUCAAUACGAGGGAUACAACUUCGUCGCCAAUGUUAGGGAAGAAUGGAAAAAUCAUGGAGAGAAUUAUAUGCGGAAUAAACUUCUGUCUGGAAUAUUGGGGGAUCCAAAUUUGUAUAUUAGCACCCCUACUAUGAGUUCCACUUUUAUUGUAGAAAGGCUACAGCGGAAAAAGCUCCUCGUUGUUCUUGAUGACGUGAGUGAUUCAAAACAAAUAGAAUACCUUGUUGGAGAGAAAUAUUGGUUUGGACCUGGUAGCAGAAUCAUAGUGACAACCAGAAAUAAAGACGUGUUUAGCCAAGGAGUUAGAGUAUACCAAGUGAAGAAGUUGAAUUUUCAUGAAGCACUAGAGCUUUUUAGCUCGAAUGCCUUUCAACAAGACCAUCCAGUGAGGGAGUACACACACUUGUCAGAAAGGGUAGUAGAAUAUGCUAAGGGCAUUCCUUUAGCUCUUAAAGUUCUGGGUUCAUAUCUUCAUUCAAAACAGCCGAAAGAAUGGGAAAGUGCAUUGGAAAAACUGAAGAAAAUUCCCAAAGCUGAAAUUUAUGAUGUGCUAAGAUUGAGUUAUGAUGGUUUAGACCCUGAAGAGCAGGACAUAUUCUUAGAUAUUGCAUGCUGUUUGAAAGGAGAGACAAAAGGCCAGAUAACAAGUUUAUUAGAUGGUUGUGGCCUUUCUACAGAUCUUGGCAUGAGAAGCCUUCAAGAUAAGUCUCUUAUAACUGUUUCUAAGGACCAAACCGUACAGAUGAAUGAUUUGAUACAAGAAAUGGGUUGGCAAGUUGUUCGUGAAGAAUCUGCAAAAGAUCCUGGAAAACGAACUCGGCUGUGGGAUCCUAAGGAAAUUUAUGAUGUCCUCAAGAAUAACAGAGGAACUGACAGCAUUGAAAGCAUAGCAUUGGACAUGUCUCAAAUCAAACAUGUGACAUUAAACCCUCAAGCUUUUCACAGAAUGUACAAGCUAAGGAUGUUGAAUUUUUACAUGUCUUCACGGGAAAACAUAAGCAAUGUGCAUAUUUCCAGAGGCCUCGAAUGUAUGCCUGAUGAAUUAUGUUAUCUCCGAUGGGACUGUUUUCCAUUGGAAUCCUUGCCACCAUCAUUCAGUGCAGAGAAGCUUGUUGAACUUGAUCUAAAACAUAGCCUCCUUGAAAAACUUUGGGAUGGAGAGCAGGAUCUUGUGAAUUUGAAGUCAUUAAACCUUUGUGGUUGCAACCGCUUGAUUGAGCUCCCAGAUUUCUCUAGCGCCCAAAAACUUGAAGAAGUACAUCUUGAUGAUUGUACAAGUUUGUUGAGUGUACCUUCAUCCAUUUUGUCACUUGAUAGUCUGUUUGCACUAAAUCUGAGAGGAUGUAAUCAGCUUCGUUGCAUUCAAAGUGAGAAGCAAUCUCAAUCUCUUCAGUGGCUUAAUCUGAGAGGGUGCUCAAGACUUGUAAAGUACUCAUUUUCUUCAGAGAAAUUGGAGUACCUGAGCCUAGAUGGGACGGGAAUAAAAGAACUUCCCUCAUUAGUUGGAAAGCUCAAGGGCUUUUCAAGCAUGUCUCUUGAUCAUGGUGAAAGACUUCCACAUCUUCCAAAUACCAUUGGUUUAGCUUGUUCUAUUCUGCUUCUUGACUGCCCAAAAUUUGAGAAUUUACCUCCAACAUUUGACAGCUCAUUGUCCAUCACAACUCUCUGUCUGGAUAACUGUUCAAAUUUGUCACAGCUUCCUGAAAACUUUGGCCUCUUGUCAAAUUUAAAUAAACUUUCAUUAAGAGGAAGCAAUAUUGAGAACUUGCCCGGUAGCAUCAAAUAUCUUUCACAAUUAAGGACUCUCAAUUUAAGCAACUGCAGGAGGCUUCGGUCCUUGCCGGAGCUCCCAUUGUUGUUACAAGACUUGAAUGCAAGUAACUGUGUUUCCCUGGAAGCAGUAUCAAAUUUAGGGAUCACAAUGUUGCAAGAUUCUGUUGGCAGACUGAAAAAGAGCUCACUGCUCAGACAGAUUCAAGAGGAAGAAAAGAUAUCCAUUCGUAAUGGUGACUAUUUAGAAAGAUUUGAUUUUUCUAAUUGCAUAAAGUUGGAUCAGAUUGCACGCAAGACUGUCAUGGAGGAGGCACUGAUUAGAAUUCAGCUAGCUGCAUACCUGUCAACAAUGAUUGAAGAGUGUUAUGAUCCUUAUUGUCAAACUGAUGAAGUUUCCAGGAAUUUCAACCCUGAAGACUUUAAAUAUAGUUCCCGUUCGGUGUAUAUUAUUAUGCCGGGAAAUGAAGUGCCAGAUUGGUUUAUGCAUAAAGAAACAGACUCCUCAACCAUAACCAUAAAAGUUUCUACACGGUGGCACCGUUAUUUCAAUUACCUGGGCUUUGCUUUCUGCCUUGUAUUAGGAGAUGGUCCUGAAUCAGGACCAUCUUGCUCAACUAGGGAGAAAAAUAGUCAUGUUGGUUUCAUGGCAGGGUGUAGAUACUAUUUUGGUGGAAAAUUUUCUGGAACUUGCAUUAUAAGAUCUUCUUCCAGUGAUGCUAAGUCAGGCCAGGUGUGGCUUUGGUAUGACAAAUUGCUAAAUUUUGAGGAGGAAACAGGAAAUGUUAAUUCAUAUGAUGAGAUCUCCUUCGAAUUUUUUGUUAGGCCUCGUAGUUCAGGCGUUGUGAAGCAAUGUGGAAUUCGACCACUGUAUGCUCCAGAUGACAUCAUGCAAAGCUCAAAUAAUGAACUACAACUAAGUAAAAGAGAAGGUAAGAGAUGUUAUGUUGAGUUUGAAGUCAACACAAUUCAAAGAAACUAUGAGCUCUUUCGUGAGUAUGCUCAUCCUCCUAACAACCUUGGAUUGCCAUCAGAACAACAAAGAGUUUCCGAGCAUCCCGAUGGACGUCUUGGAGAAUAUUUUGUAUUAACUCAUUGUGCUAAGAAUGUUGACGUAAUUAGAAUGCAUCAUAGGUGCUUGAGUGUUGGGGCUGAAGUAUUUGUUUAUUUUGGCUAUGUUCACAGUCACCACCAACGUGGUGCGUCUGUAAAACGUGCUCAACGGUAUUUAGCACAACUGCUUCUGGAUGACUACUGUAAUUUCGGUAAACUCUUCAACAAUAUCAACCUCUUCCAAUCGUUGAGGAGAUUGUCGCUAGAUGGUUGCAAUGUUGAGACCUUGCCUGCUAGCAUCAAGUGUCUUUCAAGGCUGCAACAUCUUUUAGUAAAUGACUGCAAGAGGCUUAGGUCUAUCCCAGAGCUUCCACCAUCCCUUAGAUAUUCGUUUGUGAGAAAUUGCACUUCUUUGGAGACAGUUGAAUUGGCUAAGGAAAACAAUAUGGAAGUUCGUGGAAAUUUUCCCAAUGUUAUGGCAGGUAUUGUGUAUAAAAAAGUAUCGAGAAUACAAGUUAUUGAUCCCCAAAGAUGGGUUGCAGACUGGUCCAUGCAAAGGUUAAAACGGAAUUUGAUGACCCUUGAAUUCUAUGUUACUUCACAUACCGAGCCUUUGAAUCUCAUGUGUGUUUGCGGUACAAUGAUAAUUACCAUUUCGUGACAAAUAGUUGAGGAAAUUUGAGCCAAUAGUGUCGCAGCAUCAUUUGAAUUUUCACACUAUCCAAUUGCUGGAUCGAAAAGUUUGGGGAGGGUGUUCUAUUUCCUGAUCAGAGUAUUGACAUGUUAGAACCAAAUAAGUUAAAAUUGGCUUGCGAAGAAGAAUUGAUGAUUUCACUCAAAGAAAACUCAGGAUGCAAUUUGAUCGCUUCCCAUCUGAAACUAGAGAGAUUAGAAUGAAACCAAGGCUUCAAGAAACAGUGUUCCAGUUUGUGCGAUAUUGGAUGUUGUUGUGGGUGUGCUUAAGAGGGGACUGGUCACUUGCAGUGUGGAGGAUGUUUCCUCAUUGGAUAUCAACUGGCUGCGCCACGUGUCGGACGUUACCUUUAAUAGUUCCGUCCGCGUGGUAUCUUGUAUGGAUGUCCAUUUGAUAUUUUCAUCACAUAUGAUUUUUUUACUCUUGUUUUUUGGCGUACAUAUAAGAAAUAUGGCACUUGAAGAUCAAUCAUGUGAAAAUUUGGAGACUUUGGAUUUUACUUCUGCGAUUCAUAGCAACAUGGCAUAGGGUGAUAUUAUCUGGGAUUUCAGAGGUUGGAUUCUGGAUUUCAGCGAUGCGAUAAUGGAUUUUGCUUCUGCAAAGUGAGAUUUCAGAGAUCGCUUCUUCAAUGGCAAGUGAGCUCUCCGGAUUUUGCUUCAUUCGGAGAUUGUCUCAUGCGAAAUUUCAGGGCUUUCUUGCAAUCCUAGCCGUGUCGCUCUUGCCCUCUGCUUUUGCAAUUGCGGUCAGAUUCGGUUGUGUUUUCAUAGUUCGCGUCUUGGUCCUUAUUCUCCCCCAACCGGGUUGUCUGCCUCUAAUCGCAGACUUGAUAGUUUUGAUGGACCCUGAUCAUGAAAGUGAUUUUGAAGGAGGACUUUACAGUGACCGGUACACAUCGCAUCCCCCUUUCCAUAUUGAUUCAAACAUUGGCAAAAGUGGUUACGGGUGAAGCUAUUCGCUCUUUUGCAAAGGAGGAUCCCUGAGAGGGAAAGAUGACAGUGCAACAAAAUCAGCAAAAGGAAGGAAGGUUCAGUUUUCUAAAGAAGGCCCAGUUGAAUUGGUUGAAAGACUCCUGUGUCAAAAGGCUCACAAGACCUUAGAAUUGACCGAGAACUUCCAGCAAAUGUCAACUGCCUGAUGGAUUGUGAGGCUGUAGAUAUUUUACAGGGAAUUCAAGAGCAGAUGGUCGUCCUAUCUAGAGAUCGAACUAUCAAAAUCCCUGAUCAAAGGUACUGCAAUAUGCCAAAAGCAAGUAUACAAAUGCCAAGUUCAUCAGACUCAUUGUUGCGCCUCUUGUAGAUAAUGGUCUCACUGAUUGUGAGGUAUGUGUGAUUGCUAAUGUGUGCCCAGAAAUUGUUGAUGAAGUUUAUGCUCUCCUCCCAUCUUUGAAGGGUAAGAGAAACAUUAACAGUCAACUUCUUGAAGAUUCAGUGAGUGAGCUUUCAAAGCUAUUCAGUGAGUGAGCUUGCCAAUGUAAAGCCACAUAAUGGAAAAGGUUCACUGGUUUACCAUUUAGAUCUGCAUGCUGGAGUACCCUCAUUAGGCAAAUUUAGCUCAUGCAAAACAAUUCUUGAGCUUACUGUGACGAUAUGCUGUAGAAACUCAGGCCAUGUUUUAUAUUCUUGUUUUAAGUGGUUGUACAAAAAUCUAAUGUAAUGUUGAUCUCAAGUGGAUGAAUGCUAUAUCUACAAAGACUGCGGAUCCUAUAUGAGGAGAAUGGAUUUUCUCAAAUA
Messenger RNA from Lotus japonicus, 6232 nucleotides. Its product is annotated as disease resistance-like protein DSC1. Lineage: Eukaryota; Viridiplantae; Streptophyta; Magnoliopsida; Fabales; Fabaceae. The record is from RefSeq and is a predicted model, not a curated record. Bases 273 to 4469 code for a protein of 1398 amino acids. Gene Ontology annotation, molecular function: protein binding; ADP binding. Gene Ontology annotation, biological process: signal transduction; defense response. The transcript is spliced from 10 exons.